AGUGCCCGGCGUCUUCGGCGGGAGAGCUGCGAUGCUGCGCGAUGUGACGGUGCUGUCGGUUCACUUCUAGCUCGAGCACAAUAAUGCGCAAAAGACUGCACCUCCAUCCCCUGACUCGCCACUUAUUGCCGAGCUCGGCGGCAAUGACAAGCGGCGCGAUAUGAAUGCGGGGAAAUUUCCCCUGUUUCAUGCGCAGAAGAUGGAGCGGAGAGCCGCGACGGGACCGUUUGCGAAGGAACGUUACUUUUGUUUGGGCGCGCUCUUUUUUCUCGUGUUCCGCACCACACCUGCCGCAACUAAAGGAGCCGGAAGUGAUACUCUCCCAGACUCUCUCCCUUCAGUCGCGGGCACACUUCCGCACUUUGUGCAGGAGCCGGAGGAUGCCUACAUCAUCAAGAGCAACCCCAUCAAGUUACGUUGUCGGGCGGCGCCUGCCUUGCAAAUCUUCUUCAAGUGCAAUGGUGACUGGGUGCACCAGAAUGAGCAUGAGUCGCGGGAGCAUGUGGACGAGAGCACAGGUCUGAAGAUCCGAGAGGUGAUGAUCAAUGUGUCCCGUCAGCAGGUGGAAGACUUCCAUGGUCCAGAGGACUACUGGUGUCUCUGUGUGGCAUGGAGCCACCUGGGCACCUCUAAAAGCCGAAAGGCCACCGUGCGCAUAGCAUACCUGCGGAAGAACUUUGAGCAAGAUCCCCAAGGGAAGGAGGUGCCAAUCAAGGGCAUGAUAGUUUUGCACUGCCGCCCACCAGAGGGGGUGCCAGCAGCAGAGGUGGAGUGGCUGAAAAAUGAAGAGCCAGUGAGCUCUCUUAAUGAUGACAACAUUGACACGCGAGCUGACCACAACCUCAUAAUCAAUGAGGCCCGCUUGUCUGACUCGGGGAACUACACCUGCCUGGCCAGCAACAUCGUGGCCAAGCGACGGAGUGCUUCUGCAACUGUGGUGGUGUUCGUGAAUGGGGGUUGGUCGCUCUGGACAGAGUGGUCAGCCUGCAGUGUGCCCUGUGGCAGGGGAGUCCAGAAGCGCUCUCGGACAUGCACCAACCCUGCCCCGCUCAACGGGGGUGCUUUCUGUGAGGGCAUGUCCAUGCAGAAAAUUACGUGCAAAGCAGACUGCCCAGUGGAUGGUGGCUGGGGGGAAUGGACAGAGUGGACUGGGUGCAGCCCUGAGUGCGAGAGGCAGCGCAGCCGCGAAUGUACCGCCCCUGCGCCGCGACACGGGGGCAAGCUGUGCGAAGGGUUGAGCCGGGCGGCCGAAAACUGUACUGGGGGACAGUGCACGCAGAAUCGCAGGCUGCUGCAUGACGUAAAGCCUCAAAGUAUGGAGGGCACUAAUGAUGUGGCCCUCUACUCUGGGCUGGCAGCUGGGGUCAUUGCCGUGGCCAUCCUGGUUGUAGCCGUCACACUGUACAGGAGGAACCAGAGCGAGUACGGAGUGGACGUCAUUGAUUCUUCCGCACUCACUGGGGGCUUUCAGUCCUUCAACUUCAAGACUGCAAGGCAAGGAAACCCGCUUCUGCUCAACUCCUCCAUGCAGCCAGACCUGACUGUGGGUCGCACCUACAGCAGCCCAAUCUGCUUCCAGGACUCCAUGGACAAAGAACUCUUUGACCCUCUGCCAGAUAUCAAGGUUAAGGUCCAAAGCUCCUUCAUGGUGUCACUGGGUGUUGCCGACCGUGCCGAGUACCACGUUAAAGCGCAGCCCAAGACCUUCCCCCGAGGCCUUACCCGGGACUCUAGCAGCAUCGACAGCAGGAAGAUGGGCCUUCUCACCCCUACCGCUCCGACCAGCCCCACAAAGGCCCAGCUGAGGACUAUGGGCAUGUUUGGGCAUCUAGGAGGGCGUCUGGUAGUGCCAAACACAGGAGUCAGUGUACUGGUGCCCCACGGUGCUAUUGCAGAAGAUACCUCCUGGGAAAUGUACGUGGUUAUAAAUCAGGAUGAGUCCAGCGCCCAUACUGAUGAGGGCUGUGAGGUUCUGCUUGGUCCAGAGGUGACGUACGGCCCUCCCGGACUCAGUCUCUCCUGCCCUAUAGCUAUGACGAUAGCCCACUGUGCUGAAGUCACCGGGGAGAACUGGAACAUCCGACUCAAGAGGCAAACAGAGGACAACAAAUGGGAGGAAGUGAUGUCGGUGGAGGAUGAGACGACGUUGUGCUACUGCCUGCUGGACUCGCACAGCUGCCAUCUACUCCUGGACCAGCCAGGUUCUUACGCUUUGGUUGGCGAGCCCCUCACUGAGGCUGCUGUCAAGAGGCUGAAGCUUGCAGUGUUUGGCAGCACAGGUGCACGCUCCAUGGACUACAGCCUGCGUGUGUACUGCGUGGACGAUACACCACAUGCCUUCCAGGCGGUAGUGACUGCAGAAACGGGAAGGGGUGGACAGCUCCUUGAGGAACCCAAGACGCUGCUCUUCAAGGCAAACACCUUCAGCCUCCAGGUGUCAAUCCAGGACGUCCCGCAGUUUCUGUGGAACAUCAAGCCCUUCACCACCUGUCAGGAAUUCUCCUUCUCCCAAGUGUGGUGCAGCAACCAGCAGCCUCUGCACUGUGCCUUCUCCCUGGAGAGAUACGGCCCCGCCACCACCCAGCUCUCCUGCAAGAUCAGCGUGCGCCAGGUCAAAGGGCACGAGCAGAUUCUCCAGGUGUACACGUCUGUGGCUGAGGUUGAAAAGGAGCGUGUUCCCUUCUUCACACAGUCCGACUGCACAGUCACCUCGCAAAGUGGCCCCAAAGCUUUCAAAAUUCCUUAUUCCAUCCGCCAGAGGAUCUGUGCCACCUUCGACACUGCCAAUGCCAAGGGCAAGGAUUGGCAGCUCUUAGCCCGGAAGCUCCACAUCGAAAGGAAUCUUUCGUACUUCGCAAAGCAGCAAAGUCCUUCUGCGGUCAUUCUGAUCUUGUGGGAAGCACAGCACCAGGAGAAUGGAGACCUGGACUCACUGGCAAGUGCGCUGGAGGAAAUAGGCAAGAUCCAUUCCAAAAGCCCAGCAAAGACCCCAGAAGAACCAAAGUCAGACUUUUCUUAGUAACUACUGGAAGGGGUCACUAGUUGGGAGGAGGCAAUGGACAGACCAGUGUGCAAAUCCCAAACCAGAGACUGGCCACGCCCCUUUUAAUCAAUUCAAACCCAGGGCCAAGACUAGAACACGUCACUGAUGUGUGCAACACACAUCCGUCUGGAGGAAGUUUGAAACCAAUUGAUUUAUUAGUGGCUUAGUGGACGUUCACAGGGCUGGAACUUGACCCCCUGUAGGGAAAAACAAGGGAAAUGUGGCACGUUGGCGGAAGCCCAUGGUGACCUGCCACACUUGGACUUUCCCGUACUCACAUCCGUUCACCUCCUUGACGGCACCUGUGACGUAAACGUGUCGCCUUGCCUUGGUUUCCCUUUGUUUGAAUCUGCUCCUGUUUUGUUCCCUCCCUUGUUUGCGUGUGCUCGUGAGGACGGGCGCGUUGAUCCGUGAACCUUUUUCAGAGCGAAUCGCACCAUUCGCCACAGGGGCUCCUUGGCACCGGGUGACACGGGGACACAGAAACAGAGCCCUGGGAAAAUCUCAGUUGCUGACCCUGGUGCUUUUAGGAGAGUGUGGAAUUGCUUUUUUAGUGCACUCUGUGGCUUAUAGGGACUGUACCCUCCUGUGUGCUGCCCUCGCUCAGAGCUCAGAGCCCACCCAACACCACUCACUUCUGUUUGCACAGCAGUUUAACAUUUACACAUCGCGCCCCAAAGGGGAAUGGGGUCAAGACCAGUCUAAAUGGUUUAAGUGGGGAAAGUGUUGAAUUAUACAUGUGAAAGGUGUCUUUUUUAAGAUAUGUAAUGCUCUAAAAGUUGAAAAGUGAGAAAUGGAAAAAAUAUGUUUCUUUUCCCCUCUUUUUUUUCAGAAAGGAAAACAGUUGGACUCUUCACGUUACAUUUUGCUGUAUUACAUGAUAGCAUGAGGACAUAAGUGAAGGCAGAGAAGGGAGGUUACAAAACCGUGUGUGUGUGUGUGUGUGUGUGUGUCUGCGUUUGUGUGUCUGUGUUUUUUUUUCCAUGUCACGGUGUCCAAUUUGGCCAUGACGAUGUCGUCACUCAGCCGUGGUGCCCAUGAUCCCCAUCACGGUUCAACGAGCAGCCAGCGUAUCACAUUCCAAGAUGGGUUCGAGAUCCCUGACAUGUCAGACUGUGUGGACAGCGUGCAGAGAGCCAUAAGGGUCAUGGGGAGUCCGUGUUCCUGUUUCUGAGAGAACAGGCGACCCUUGUGUUAUUUCACCACAAUGCUGAACAAGGUGAACGUGUAUGGAUAAAGGACGCUUACCGGGCAGAGGAGCCACAUGCUUUAGCUCUGACUCCCACACAGGGGAAGCGCAUGGGCAGGCUGUCAGAACCAAGGCAAUUCUCAAAGGCAGGAAAAGCAAGAGCGGCGUGAAAGGGUCUGUGGGAGGCCAGAGGGACAAAGCGUGCUGCUUUUCACCCAAGUAACGUAAAGAGGCUCCUCAGUUCAUGUCAGUGCACCACUGCUUGCUUCUGAGGGACCCGGUGAUGGCGAGUCGAGGCAUUCCGCUGAAGCGUUUGCAAAGAAAAGGCUGCGAUUAGUCGACAGGUGGCCUCCGCAGUGGUCUUUCGCCGUGGACGCUGCCUUCAAAGUGCUAAACAUUUGGAGAGACUGUAUUGUCGAAAGCCUUUCAAACUAGGAGCUGUGAAGAGGGGCCGGAAAUGGGCUUGUGCGCGGUAAUGUGUUACGUCCGCUAGAAAUGUUGUUCAUAUUGUGAAUCACCUUUUAAAGAAUACAUAAAACCUUGGCUUAUUUUGUUCUAUUGAUGCAAUAUGGAUGGAAGUCCAAAUUAUUCAUUUUAUCAUUUCCUUUCAUGGAUAUAACCCUAUGUUUAGCCAGUCUGUGCCCAAAAGAAGAGGCUUUCCAGUUCAAUUAACCACAAAGCACAACCACAGGUUAUGCAUAACCAGGAAUGAAUUUAAUUUAACUUGCUCAUUAUGUGUCCAUUAAGGUCUGCUGACGAUCAUGUAGGCUUGAUAUGUUAAUAUUCAAAAGCUGCUGUUUUUUUUUUCCAAGGUACUGAAGUGAUUAAAAACUGUGAUUGUCUACAUACUAAUGAGUUCCAUUAUUUUUUUUGCUUAUUUCAACUGCCAUGUCGAUGCUGUGUUGUAACCAAAUUCACUUUUCGUCUUUUUUUGUUCCCUAAAUCUUGAUGUCUUGAAGCUGAGAAUAUAGGGUGAUGCUGCAUACAGCUGAUGUAGUGGGGGGAGGAGCUGAAAAUACUUACAUUUUGAGUUUGUUUUACUUCACCUUUGAGUGACUUUUAGAAUUUUUUUCCCUGUUUUAGCAGAAACACACACAGUAAACACAAACGCACAUACAUCACUAAUUUAAAGCUGAUAUUAAUUUAUGUGUGAAACAGGCGCAAAUUUACUACAUGAAGACUGUUUCAGAUGUUGUUUAAAUUUUAUUUAGAGGGGCAGAGAUAAAUAAUGGAACUGAAAACCUGAGACAAAAUAUACACACAUGCUUUUUUGUUAUGCUGUUGUAGGAAAAGAAGAGAAUUUCCCUUUAACUUUGUAAACAACACCUACAUAUUAUAAUAUGUGGUUUGCUGCAAGUGUAUAUUUCAGUACUGCCUCGAACUACUUCAGGG
Molecule: messenger RNA, 5624 nt
Organism: Scleropages formosus (Asian bonytongue)
Lineage: Eukaryota; Metazoa; Chordata; Actinopteri; Osteoglossiformes; Osteoglossidae
Gene: unc5db
Product: unc-5 netrin receptor Db
Exons: 17
Coding region: 161-3019 (952 amino acids)
Biological process (GO): netrin-activated signaling pathway; axon guidance
Cellular component (GO): membrane
Molecular function (GO): netrin receptor activity; protein binding
Source: RefSeq, a predicted model, not a curated record